ACCCCAAUCAAUUUUAUGUGUCAAUUAUUUUUAAUUAUUCGAUUUUUUUCUUCCAAUGAAAAUCAUUCAAGAUUCAAAUUUCCACACAUCGGUGAUGUAUUCAUUAUUUGACACACUUCAUUACUUGAGUUAUUACUCAAUUGUUGUUGGCGGAAACCUUUGCACCCUUGCAUAACCUAGGAUUUUAUUGGAGAAUUUCUAUAAUUUUUUAAACUAAAAAACUAGAAAUUUUAUUUCCUUGAUGCGCUCCAUAAAUAUAUUCUAUUAUAUAAUAGAUGACUUCUUUGCAAGAGUUAAAGGGUUACAAAAGCUCUCUAAGAGAGCGUACUCAGAUGCCGCCUUUCCAAAAAUCACUACUCACUAUACAAUAGUUCCUAGAGAGACGGAUCCACGAUGGAAAGAUAUAAGUAUGGAAAGAGUAGCCGACGAGACCGACAUCCUCAUAAUCGGUGGAGGUCCAGCAGGAAUGUCAGCAGCGAUUCAAGCCAAGAAAUUAGCUGAUAAAAAUGGAAAAGACAUUCGUGUAACUCUAGUGGAAAAAGCGUCAGAAGUGGGCGGUCACAUUCUGAGUGGUGCUUGCAUUGAUCCAGUUGCCCUUAACGAACUCAUUCCAAAUUGGGAGGAAUUGGGAGCACCUCUGAAGACCCCAGUAACCGAGGAUAAGUUCGCUCUCCUCACGGAGAAAGGGAGAAUUCCAAUUCCAAUAUUCAAGGGAAUGCCAAUGUACAAUCAUGGAAACUACAUUGUGAGAUUGGGGCACGUUGUUGCCUGGCUCGGAGAGCAGGCUGAGGCUGCUGGAGUGGAUAUUUACUCUGGUAUUGCAGCUUCGGAGAUUCUGUAUCAUGAGGAUGGCUCGGUCAAGGGGAUCGCUACUAAUGAUGUGGGCAUCGCCAAGGAUGGCUCGCCGAAAAGUACGUUUCAGAGGGGCAUGGAGUUACAUGCUAAGUGUACGAUAUUCGCUGAGGGGUGUCAUGGACAUUUGACGAAACAAUUGGUGAGGAAAUUGAAUCUUCGGGCUGACUGUGAACCACAGAGUUAUGGAAUUGGACUCAAAGAGAUCUGGGAGAUUCAACCGGACAAACACAGACCGGGAGCAGUGGAGCACACGAUUGGCUGGCCACUGGACAAAAACACCUACGGAGGUUCGUUUUUGUAUCACCUAAACGAGGAAACCCCAUUAGUGGCAGUGGGUUUUGUAGUCGGUCUUGAUUACUGGAAUCCGUACUUGCACCCGUUCAAGGAGUUUCAGAGGUUUAAGCAGCAUCCUGCCAUAAGACCGACUUUCGAGGGAGGAAAGAGGGUGGCUUAUGGUGCUAGAGCACUCGUAGAAGGGGGAUUCCAAAGUCUCCCGAAACUGCAGUUCCCUGGAGGGUGUCUAGUGGGUUGUACAGCUGGAUUUCUAAAUGUUCCGAAGAUCAAGGGAGUCCAUAACGCCAUGAAGAGUGGAAUGCUGGCUGUUGAGAGUGCAAUCGAAGCGAUUGUCGAUGCUGAGACGAAUUCCCCGGCGACAACUGGACUCGAGCCCAAAAAUUAUACGGAUAAGAUUAAAAAUAGUUGGAUAUGGAAGGAGCUGUAUGCCGUCAGGAACUUCAGACCUAGUUUUCAUAGCAAGCUGGGGAUGUACGGGGGUCUGAUGUACUCUGGUUUUUCGAUGCUCGUUGGGGGCAGGGAGCCUUGGACUUUGUCUCACGGAGGUGCUGAUCACACAAAAUUGAAGCCAGCCUCUCAGUGCACACCGAUAGACUACCCGAAACCCGACAACCAAGUGUCUUUUGAUCUCCUCUCCUCAGUGGCACUAACUGGAACGAAUCACGAAGGUGAUCAGCCCCCCCACCUCACCCUGAAGGAUGACACGAUACCGGUGAAGCAAAAUUUGGCCAUUUACGAUGGCCCCGAGGGUAGAUUCUGUCCUGCUGGAGUUUACGAGUUUGUACCUUUGGAGAAGGGCGAUGGACAGAGGCUACAGAUCAACGCCCAGAAUUGUAUCCACUGCAAGACGUGUGACAUCAAGGACCCCAGCCAGAACAUCAACUGGGUGGUGCCAGAGGGUGGUGGCGGCCCUGCCUACAACGGCAUGUAAGAUCCAACGAUUAAUGAUGUUUCGAUUCAUCCAUCGCAUGAUCAAGUACAAGUCUUCCCCCAGUGAACUCAUGAAAGUCAGGGUUCAUUAGUGAAGUGGUGAAGCGUAAACAAAUAAAUAAUUCUCUGAAAUUUUGAUGAAUGAGCAAUCAUCACGAGAAUUGACAGUUCGGGGAAAUCGCGUUUGACUUAUUACGUUUUACCAUUUCGUGAUUGAAUUCUUGUUGUUCAUCCUAUACGUACUGUAUAAAUAUUUUUAUAUUAGUCUUUUUUUUAUAUUACUGUAACUUAAGUUAAGCCUAAUGAUCAUUAGGAAUUUCUGCAAGCCAAUCAAUGCAAGACUGUAGAGAAAACAAUGAGGUUUAUUCAUUGAGAGAAUUAUCCCAUGUUCAAGACUACGCACAAGUGCCUUUAAAGUCUUAUCUAUGUGUAAAUAUAUUCAUUAAAAAGUAAAUUGGAGGAUCUAUUCAAUGGUCAUGUAGAUAUUUCGUGGUUUGAUUAGUGCGAAAGGCAGGCAGGUAUUUUUAUGAGGAAUGAGUUUAUGUGGAUCUCUUUUUAUAUCGUGUUGAAUCUGUUUUAAAUUGUUUAUUGAAUCUGUAAGUCGAUAUUUGAUAUGAUCGAAUAAAGAAUUUACGGUCAUUUUUGGAAUAA
Messenger RNA from Diachasma alloeum, 2730 nucleotides. RefSeq names its product electron transfer flavoprotein-ubiquinone oxidoreductase, mitochondrial (gene Etf-QO). Gene Ontology annotation, biological process: electron transport chain. The record is from RefSeq and is a predicted model, not a curated record. Bases 242 to 2080 code for a protein of 612 amino acids. The transcript is spliced from 7 exons. Lineage: Eukaryota; Metazoa; Arthropoda; Insecta; Hymenoptera; Braconidae. Gene Ontology annotation, molecular function: electron-transferring-flavoprotein dehydrogenase activity; iron-sulfur cluster binding. Gene Ontology annotation, cellular component: mitochondrial inner membrane.